This is a messenger RNA of Staurois parvus, 264 nucleotides long. The record is from the annotation of a GenBank genome assembly. NCBI's taxonomy places the organism in Eukaryota, Metazoa, Chordata, Amphibia, Anura, Ranidae.
UGUGAGAGCUGUGAUUGGUCACAGCUUGUCACAUGGUACAAGGCUGUUGUGAAUAGCCCUGUACCAUGUGAUCUCUGUGAUCAUUCACAGAUUUCACACGUAGUAAGCAAUGAUGUCAGAAGUGACAUCUUGCUUACUACUCUGCAGUGGGCACCGGAUCGUGGUGCUGUGCGCUCCCAGGGAGCGCGCACAAGCAGGGGGUGGGGAGGCCGUUUAUAAGCGCCACCCGCCCCUGCACUGCUACCAUCCGGCCAUUUAUAUACA